This is a messenger RNA of Colletotrichum lupini, 2694 nucleotides long. Its product is annotated as RhoGEF domain-containing protein. Gene Ontology annotation, cellular component: cytoplasm. Gene Ontology annotation, biological process: regulation of GTPase activity. The transcript is spliced from 7 exons. Bases 1 to 2694 code for a protein of 897 amino acids. The record is from RefSeq and is a predicted model, not a curated record. NCBI's taxonomy places the organism in Eukaryota, Fungi, Ascomycota, Sordariomycetes, Glomerellales, Glomerellaceae. Gene Ontology annotation, molecular function: guanyl-nucleotide exchange factor activity.
AUGGCAUGGCCACCACCACCACCACCAGACUCUGCAUCUCUUGGAUCUUGCUCUCGCUCCAGCUCCGUCCGAAUCACCCGUAAGACAGAUUGCGCCACAUCGUAUCCCCCAUCGCCCGGGUCACAGCAAGAUUCCAUCAAGUCUAACGAGGUCUUUGAAAAUGUCGACCUUUCAUCCAGUCUCGAUGGUCUGCACAUCAACGGUGUCGAGGCUUGGAAUACUUUGAGCAGCAUGGCUGUUUUAGGUUUAGAGCCCAACAGCGGCGACUCCCAUGACGAUCUCAUUCCAUUCCCUCGGGUAUCAGUUGAUAGCAGCAACGACGACGAUCAUGAGCAUUCGGACUCGGACACGUCCUCCAGACGAGGUCCAUUUUACAAAUGGAUGAAAACUCUCCAUCGACGCGCCAAGCAGCGAGCACAGCCUAUGAAUGGAGACGGUACCCUACCCUGGAAGCUCCUAGAUUCGGCUGAUAGCCGCCGCUCGCUGGCCUAUUCCAAAACCGAGCGCAGCAGCAGAGGUUCUUUCACCGCGACUAGAUUUUCAGAGGACAGUUGUAAUGCCGAGUGGCCAGCUCAGGUUGACCCGUUGGCAACCGAACGCGCUUUGCAGCGUAGACGCAUCUUGGAGGAACUCAUCAGCACUGAGGAAGGUUAUAUUGCGGACGUCCGCUUCCUGAUGAACGUUUACAUUACAAUUCUCGCUUCCCUGCCUACUCUACCUCCGGGGCUUAGGUCCUCGAUCAACCGUAAUCUCACAGAUAUCGUUGAACUCCAUGAAGAGCUACUGGGCGAGCUGCACCGCGCUGUACCGGACUCAGAGUACACCCAGAUGGAGAUCCCGUCGUUGCCCAGAAAGCCCCCUAGCCGUGGACAUCAGCGAAUGAGGAGUCUCGAUUCAGUGCCAGAAGACGACGACAGGGCCAUAAGCUGGCUUCAAGAAGUACCUGGUAUGAUAUCUGAAGCACAGGUUGCUGGAGAUGUAGCGAAGGUGUUCAGUAGAAAGAUGAACCGCUUCUUCAUUUACGAGGAAUACGGCGCAAAGUAUGAAAUGAUGAUCAAGGAUGUUGCUUCGGCUCAUCGGACUAUGCCGCAAUGGGAUACGUAUCAGAGAGGCAUUGAGACACUCGCUUCAUCGUUGGGCUCUGCGAACAGUCAUGCCGACCAGGCAAAGAAGUCACUGACUAUUGGAGAUCUCCUUGUCAAGGUCAGCAAUGUGCUCCAAUCGGGACCAGACGUGGUGCUGAUGAACUUUCAGCCAAUCCAGCGGAUCUGCAAGUAUCCUCUGCUUUUUGCCGAACUUCUGAAGCACACACCUGUGGCAGACUGUCCGAACUCCCACAUGGAGGUUGAAAGCGCUCUUUUGCGACUGCGAGAGGCCACAGCUGAGAUCAAUCGAGCGACGAACGACAGGCGAAUGAAAUCCACGCUGGAAAGAACUUGGGUUCUUCAAGACAGACUGGUCUUCCCGGAGCAGGUAACUUCAGCCAGCAAAGUGGACCAGAUCUACACUAUCCAAGCGUGUAUCAACCUGGCCAGCAUCAAGAUCGAGGAGGCGGAUAAUGGGAGAGGUCUUCAAUGUCAUACAGCUCCAUUCUCAUGGAAACUUGUUUUUGAGUGCGAUUCCCAGCUAUACGAGAUACUCAUGACUGCCUGUUCGCCUCGAGAGCAAGAAGAAUGGCGAAGCCGGUUGUCGGUUGCCAGAACGGGAGAGCAAGAGCAGAUCGACCCUAAUCUGUACAGCUCAAUGUCUUUGAACAUGAAGAGUCUCGGUACGGUGUUUAGAAAACCAGGCACUGUUGCCCGUCGGAUAUCGAUUCAUCGCGCCACCACAGUUGGCCCAAAAUCGCCCUUGUGUCAGGUCAUUUUGAAGAAUACUAGUGUUCUGCGAGACAAUUCAGAUGCCGCAUCCACUACAUCUAUCAAUCGCUCGCAGUCGCUGCUCACAACGAGCCCUCGCAUUCCAAUUCUGGCACCUCCACGAGGCGAGAGAGCUCGACUUGAAGCUCUCAUGUCUGACAUCUGGAGCCGAGAUAUCCUCCCGUUCCCCGGUAUGACUGGUAGAUCUCGCUCUGAACACUUGGUUCGAAGUUCUGCUAGUACAAUGAUGCGGAAGCUCAGCGUUGCAAGCAUCGCCAGCUCUUUUGCAAAGAGGUCCAACAGCGUUGCAAGCAUGGGGAAGCUCGUCCCUGACGAGAAUGUGGGAGAGAAGCAAGAAAACGCGCAUCACGGACAUGCCUCCAAGCUUUGCGAAGAGGAUAGUCCGAAUAUUGCACACGGUCUCGACGACGAAGCUGGUGAAACAGCAAAGACUCGCUUGCCCAAAAUCGACGACGAUGUCGAGGUUAUAAGCACGGUUAGCGCUCCGGCGACCCCGAUGUUGAAUCCGGCCAAGAUUCUUGUUCAUGCAGAUCCAGUCGAACAAUUGCGGCUGGAACACAUCUACUCUGGGGACGCGUAUACAUCGAGACCAUCCAUUUUGCGCACUGCGUCAGGAAACAACUUGCCGAGAGUGCGUCGAGACCAGAUUUCCGACAGAAAAUCACCCUGUCCGUCCGAGAAAGGUGUUUACCGGGAGCAUCAACAUCGAGCACCAAAAGGGCCCAAACUGUCCCACAAGGCGUCGAUGCGCUGGGGCAAGGCUGGCACAUUGAACAGAGACGAUUUGGUCCAGGGCAUCCGAAGCUUCUUUCGAUGA